AUGCCACCGAGACGUGGACGUGGAGAUGGACGUGGACGUGGAGAUGGACGUGGACGUGGUCCACGAGUAGGGCGCAAUGGGGAGGAACGGUCCGAGGAGAGUGUAGGAAAUCAACCCCCGCCACCACCACCACCCCCACCUCAAGAAAAAAGAUACAUCAAGACAUUUUUGAAGCAAAAUCCCCCACAGUUUGAUGGACUUGGAGAGCCACCAAAGGCAGAGGCCUGGAUACGCGCCCUCGAGCGUAUAUUCGAGUUUAUGGAGUGCACAGAUAGGGAACGUCUCGCUUGUGUGACUUUUCAAUUAACUGGGCCUGCCGAUUUUUGGUGGGAUACUAAGCGAAGAACAAUGAACCCCGCACGCCGUGAGGCCCUGACAUGGAAUGAAUUCAAGGAGGAGGUGUACAACAAGUACAUUCCCAUGAGCUACAGACGGGCAAAGAUAGUUGAGUUCCACACCCUAAAACAAGGAAGCAUGACGGUGACGGAGUACGACCGUGCUCUUUGUGAAAUGACCCGAUAUGCACCCGAGUUGGUAGACACAGAUGAGAAAAUGGCCGAAAAAUUUCGUUCUGGUCUUAGACACGAAAUAAGGGUAGCCGUGGCCAGCCGUAGAGGAGUUGCAUACUCCGAGAUUUUGAGUUGUGCUUUAGAUGUGGAAGAGGCACUGCCUAAGGAUGAGAUGGUAGCGAAUCCUACACCACCAACACCACAGCAACAACAUAACUCUCGAGACAAGAGAAAAUGGGAUGAGGAUCAGGGUCCAUAUGAAAAUAAGAGGCAACAACAUAUCCAGACUGCUCCCAAUCAGAGGGGUAAUUUCCGACCUAGGAUUCCUCCAUGCACUAUAUGCUUUAGGAACCACCGUGGAGAGUGUAGACUCAAGUUUGAUGGAUGCUACAACUGUGGAGGAAAUGGUCAUUUCUCUAGAGAUUGCCCAAGUAAGAAUGUUGGAGUAGGUGUAAGGCAAAACGACCAAGGACCACGCCCACAACUUCAAGCAAUUCAAGCCGACCCACGAGGAGACCCAGCUCCACCCCCAAACCAAUAG
Molecule: messenger RNA, 1050 nt
Organism: Salvia splendens (bonfire salvia)
Lineage: Eukaryota; Viridiplantae; Streptophyta; Magnoliopsida; Lamiales; Lamiaceae
Exons: 1
Coding region: 1-1050 (349 amino acids)
Molecular function (GO): zinc ion binding; nucleic acid binding
Source: RefSeq, a predicted model, not a curated record